Messenger RNA from Halteromyces radiatus, 918 nucleotides. Its product is annotated as survival protein sure-like phosphatase/nucleotidase. The record is from RefSeq and is a predicted model, not a curated record. The transcript is spliced from 8 exons. Gene Ontology annotation, cellular component: P-body. Gene Ontology annotation, molecular function: hydrolase activity. NCBI's taxonomy places the organism in Eukaryota, Fungi, Mucoromycota, Mucoromycetes, Mucorales, Cunninghamellaceae. Bases 4 to 888 code for a protein of 294 amino acids.
GUCAUGACGAAACCUUUAAAUGUAUUGAUUUGCAAUGACGAUGGACCACCAAAUACUGAAGAGUCUCCCUUUGUAUUGCCUUUUGUUGAACACCUUGAACAAUUAGGUUGGAAUGUCAAAGUAUGUGUUCCCAAUAGUCAAAAAUCAUGGAUAUCCAAGUCAUUUAUGAUCAUGGAUCAUAUUGAACUCAGUUACUUUCAUCGUAAAACACAUGAAAUUUCAUAUCAUCAACAAGAUCCCUCUGAUUUUAUCUUGUUAAGCGGUACACCAGCUACUUGUAUUAAUAUUGCUCUUCAUCAUUUGUUCAAGGACGAACACUUUGAUUUGGUAGUGUGUGGUCCAAAUUUCGUAUAUACACUUGCCUCAGGAACUAUUGGUUGUGCUAUGGAGGCUACACUUUGCAAUCAAAAGGCAAUCGCUUUAUCUUUUCCAUUCUAUUCACGCGAUUUUUCACCAAAUUGUAUACAAAAUGCUUGUACCAUGGCGACGGAGGUGAUACAACAAUUAUAUGAAAAGAAUAAAUGGCCUGUGGGUGGAUUAUUCAAUAUUAAUGUCCCUUUGGUGGAAGAUCGUUGUCCUAUUCAUAUGACCAAAUUUCAUCAAGGUUCUUAUGGUAGUUUAUUCAAACCACUCAAGAAUAAUAAUAAUGAUAAUAGGUCGUCGUAUACUAUUGAAGAACAAGUCCGUUUGGAAUCUGAAUCUGGAGGUGGUAGAACCAUCUUUAAAUUUAGUCCUGAUUUUAAAGCUCUGGUCAAUGCAAAAGAACCUGUCCCUGGAACAGAUGCUUGGUCUGUGGCACAACGUUGUAUUUCAGUAACACCUAUGAUUGCUGCUUUUGAAAUGGCUAAUUUAGAUAUAGAUUAUGGUGUUGGAUUGAACAAACUUUAGAAAUAAAAAAAAUAAUAUAUAUUUAUAUAU